AUGGCUAACUUGCUGUUUCUGUGGAUCUCGCUGCUGGCACUCACUAGCUUUGGUAUAUCUACUCCUGUCCGACUGACAGACCCAUCAAGGCGACCUCUAGUCAUUUGGCAUGGCCUCGGAGACUCUUACGCGUCCGCCGGGAUGCUUGAAUUCAUGCAACUCAUCAAGGACAUACACCCUGGGAUAUUCAUUCACUCGGUGUGGCUGAAUGAGGAUCUGGAGCAGGAUCAGAAGGCGGGCUUCUUUGGAGACGUGACUGAGCAGCUGGAAGUGGUAUCGGAGCAACUAGCGGAGAUUCCGGAGCUACAGUAUGGGUUUGAUGCGAUUGGGUUUUCACAAGGCGGCCAGUUCUUACGAGCGUACAUUGAGAGGUACAAUGCGCCGCCGGUGAACAACCUCGUCACCUUUGGCUCGCAGCACAUGGGUGUCUCCGACCUCCCUUUGUGUAGUCGAUGGGACCUGUUUUGUCAGCUAGCCCGGCGUUACGCUGCCCGUGGGGGUGUCUACACGGAGUGGGCGCAGCACAACCUCGUCCAGGCACAAUACUAUCGCGACCCAGCCCAACUCGAUCUCUACCUGAACUCCUCCAGAUUCCUCGCCUUGGUCAACAACGAGGUACCCGAGCACAUUAACUCGACGUACGCUGACAACCUUGCCACCUUGAGCAACUUGGUACUUGUUCUGUUCUCUGCGGACAAGACCGUCGUCCCUAAAGAGUCCGCGUGGUUCGGCUCAUAUGCCUCCUCAAAUGGCACGGGCGAUGAGAAGACCAUCGUGCCGAUGCGCUUGCAGCCUCUGUAUACCGAGGACUGGAUCGGGCUGAGGACGCUGGACGAGACAGGUCGGGUCACGCUCGAGACGUGCGAAGGCGAGCACAUGCAACUCAAGGAGGAGUGCUGGAAACCGCUUGUGGAACGUUACACUGGCGAAGUUGUCAAAGACGAGUCUGACUAUAGACUCGUUAGCGAUGGGACCGUAUUCCAGAUCCAGAACUAG
Dichomitus squalens LYAD-421 SS1 is the source of this 996-nucleotide messenger RNA. RefSeq names its product alpha/beta-hydrolase. Gene Ontology annotation, molecular function: palmitoyl hydrolase activity; thiolester hydrolase activity. The transcript is spliced from 4 exons. Gene Ontology annotation, cellular component: lysosome. The record is from RefSeq and is a predicted model, not a curated record. The coding region runs from base 1 to 996 and encodes 331 amino acids. Lineage: Eukaryota; Fungi; Basidiomycota; Agaricomycetes; Polyporales; Polyporaceae.